This is a messenger RNA of Leishmania major strain Friedlin, 3498 nucleotides long. RefSeq lists its product as hypothetical. The transcript has a single exon. The coding region runs from base 1 to 3498 and encodes 1165 amino acids. NCBI's taxonomy places the organism in Eukaryota, Euglenozoa, Kinetoplastea, Trypanosomatida, Trypanosomatidae. The record is from RefSeq and is a predicted model, not a curated record.
AUGUUGAAAUGCGAAUCGAACCCUAUCGUGGCCACAUCACCGCCUAGGUCGCACUGGCUUACCUCCAGUUCCGCCUCUGCAACGCCAAGGGCGUCACCGGUGCUACCGCAAGAGGAGGAGAAUUCGCAGUUGAAUGCAACAAGGGAAAAGCUGACCACACAGCAUCGGAAGCCACCUACAGACCCCCACGCACGUCGCCAUCACAGCCGCGAAAGCAGUAGUGCUGAAUCACGUGACUAUGUCGACGAACUGGCUAGCAGCGCCUUUCAAGACUGCCGCACAGCUGCCCUGGUGCUCACCGCGUACUCGGCGCAGCAGCUGGCCUCCUACACGGAUGCGAUAUCGUCCACGGCAAGGGACACAAGCGCCGGCUCGCCUGGUAUGCCGCGAAUCCACACCUUUCAUCGCGUCGAUAGCGACGAUGAUGGUGGCAGCGAGGAUCGCUCUUUCCACGAAGCGGAAACAGCAGAUGACCCGAGCGACGCGGCGAGUGGGGCUGUUGCCGAGCAAGACGCUACAAUCGAAGCCAUUGUACCCGUCGUCGACGAUGGCCCGGCAGUGUUUCCGUACGAGGCGGAUGGGGAGGCGCAGGAGGUGGUGCGCGCUCGCCAGGGCACGGAUGCGGUCUCUGAGGACACCUCGUCGAACACCCCGGUGGGCGUGUGGGCGGCCCGCCACAAGAAGGAACGGCAGUCGGCGGGGCGACCGUCGAUUGCGAGCAGCGACCUCAGCAUCGGAGAUGCCAAGUCAGCAGUAGCGCCAUCUGCGGCUUGCUCUUCGGCAGUCUUGCGGCAUGCUCACUCAAGCGAGUGGGCUGCAACACGCAAGACGGCGCUGGAGCGACUGCGCGCGAACUUUGAUCACCCAUCCAGGACCGUCGCCUCCCUUGCCCCUGAGCGUCGAUCGUCGAGCCUGUUCGCGCAACGUGAACCCGGGAAGGCGCACGUGCUGCACUCCCCAUCAGAUGCGGUGAUCAGUCGUGAUCGCGCCUUGCAGCCGUCUGACUCGUUCGAGGAUCUUUCAAAGGCGCCCCUUUCCGGCGAGAGAGCAAAGCAGUCGGAGACGCGAGACCCUUCCCGUGCCGAGAGUAAGACGGCGGCGAGCAUACUUGGCGCGCUUCUCGGUGAUUCCUGGAUCGGCGACGCUGCCGCCGUAGGCCAGCUAUCACGAUCACAAAAGGAGCCGGCAGCAUAUGGCAGCUUGAGCGAGGGCGAGAGUCAUGCAUCGCUCAGCGAGAAGGUUGCCACGCCGGUGAAACAAACAGCAGGCUCAGCGGCAACGCCGAUGGCGAUACAAAGUCUCAGCGGUAGUCGUUUCAUCGUUCGCCCAGCGCUGAGCACCGAUGUGAGUGGUAUCAGCCCCAUCAAGAAAGACGUGCCAUCGAUUCUGGCAGACCUGUACGGCACACCAGACGCUAGGCCGCCGGCAAUGGCGAUGCUGCAAACCCCUCCUGCUAGCUUGGCCACGACGACACCCCCUCCGCACGCGCGCGGGAGGUGGAGCUUGCAAGGCGCUCUGGAGGCGAUGCACGAACCAUCCGCCGAUGUGGCCACGGUUGGCUUUCACACCGCGCAAACGGCGCCGUCCGCUGCCUCUGCGUCCGCGGAGGAGACCGACCUUUGUGAUCGCGUGACCAUCGACGCCACCGCUACCACCGAGAUGUCUGCAAGUGCGUGCCAGCACCCGCCUCAGAGCCUUUGCGCGAAUCGAGUCGAUCGCGCGCCGCUUUUCGGCCAGUGGCUCGUGCGCUCUGGCGUCGUUCUCCAUCCCGACGACGGCGGUGGCGCCGGCUCCGGUCUCCAAGCGGAUGCGAAGGUGCCUCUGUCUACAGAGAGCGUGCCGAGAUCCUGGGACUCGUCGCGGGUGAACAGGUGGCGCUGCUCGGAGCGCCAGCCCCUGGCGCACGCAGAGCACUCCGUGACGGAGGCGUCGGUGGCCACACCUGCGCACGAGAACACGGCACUGACGCGGCCUGCGGAGUGGCGGCAGCAGCGCCUCAAGAAGGAGCUGCGGGCCAAGGAGAUGGCGGAGUGCACCUUCCAACCGCUUCUCUCGCCUGGCACGCGGGCCAUGGUGCGGCUUGCGCAGGAGCGGGAGUUGGAGAGAACGCUACAGGAAGAGGAGGAUGGAGCGGAGGCGCAGGCAGCCGGAACGCGCCCCAGGUCGGCGCGAACCGACUCCCAGCAGGCAUCUCUAGACCCUUCCACACUGAAAGCAACUCUACAGUCUGUGUACAAGCGUCUUUAUCCAGCGGAGCUGUCGGCGGCGGCGUCACGUCGGCAACUCCUUGACCAGGAAAUGGAGUACCGCCGUCUCACGCGAGAGGAGCUGAUUCUACUGCGACAUCGCUGCGGCGUUGCUCGACGCGUGCCUCGCAGCGCCCGCAGCGGCGGCGCGGCCCGCUCGCGCGAGACAUUCAGUUCAUUCAUGAGCACCAUCUUGCAGACAGACUGGGAGGAAGCCACUGCAGCGAUAGCUAUGCCACGGUUGGUUGCCGCGUCGUCAUCGCCCACUCAGUCACGCAUGACAGGCAGCGCUGUAGCACCAGUGGCGGUAUUGCAGACAUCGUACAUGUCGCCAAUGGCCGUGGCGCUCUUGGAGGAGAAGAAGGCCAAGCGGAAGUACCACUCCCGGCGCCAAGCGGAAAUGCACGGGCAACAUGCUGAAGCCGGUGAUGCAGAAGUGGGGGGCGGGGCUGAUCGCCGGGGCACGGCGCGGUCGCCGGCAGACAGCACAGAGGCCACGCGCGCCGAGGAGAGCUUCCGCGUUGCCCUCUUUGACGAGUUCCUGCUACGGCAGAAUGCGUACUAUUUCAACCGCUCGCGAACGGUGCGUGAGCUGAAGCAGCAGAUGACCCCCGUCUUCACCCCAAGGACAACAAACGCAAGCGCGCGGCUGGUGCAGAAUAUGGUUUCGAGGUCGCUGUUAAACGAGUCCUUGGGCCCAGAGACGUCCUCUAUUGUGGCACAGCGGGAGCGGCAGCGCGUUCCAUUCGCGUCGCUGUUUGUGAAGCAGCAUGCCUCGCCGUACGUUGACCCGUGCACCUUCAAGCCCAAUAUAUCACCAUCGGCGCGCGCACUCAGGGAGGAGGAUCGCCGUCGCAAGGGCGCCAACAAGCAGGCCCCCGCCGUGCAGCAGCAGAGCUUCUUCGAGCGGCUUUACGCGGAUGAGCAGCGUAGGGCGAAGCAGCGCGAGGAGGCCAAAGCGCGCGCGGAGGCGAAAGAGGUGGAGGGGCUGACGUUUCAGCCAACGCUCAAUGUGAAGUACAACGCCCGCGUCCACUCUACGCUGAACCCUCGCAACUACCAGCCGUACCAGGCCUACCUGCUCGAGAAGCGUCAGUUGCUUGAAGCAAAACGCAAGGAGCAGGCGGAGGAGGCCCAGCAGGCAGAGGAAGAUGUGUGCACCUUCCGUCCGCAGACUACAAAGAAGCCGGCGUACAUUGCUAAAAUGGCGAAGUGCUUCGGCGUGCUGCGACAGCAGGAUGCUGAGUUUUAA